Molecule: messenger RNA, 3409 nt
Organism: Schistosoma haematobium
Lineage: Eukaryota; Metazoa; Platyhelminthes; Trematoda; Strigeidida; Schistosomatidae
Product: RING finger protein 11
Exons: 3
Coding region: 57-671 (204 amino acids)
Source: RefSeq, a predicted model, not a curated record
UUGAUCCCAAGUUUUCACGCUCAUGAUUUCGACAUGCAUAAUCUAACAUAAAGAUUAUGGGGAAUUGUUUUGGAUUUCGAAGUGAAAGUUCUUACCUUCUGGAUCAAGAGGUUUACGAAACUCAAGAUGAUCAGGAUGAAAGCCCUAGGACAGAUCAUCAGGUGCCUAUUUAUCAUAUAAGUCCAGGCUUGCCUAUUCUUGCAUCCGAUCUGACAGAGGAGGAACAAAUACAAAUUGUUAAACGUAUUCACAUGCUUCAAUUUCUUCCUCUAACAAAUUAUGUACCUGUGAAUAAGGAGAAAUUAAGAGAGUGUAUUAUAUGCAUGAAUGAUUUAAAACUUGGAGAUGAAGUACGUUACCUGCCCUGUCUACAUACUUAUCAUCGUAUAUGUAUUGAUGAAUGGCUUAUGCGUUCAUUUAGUUGUCCUACAUGCCUUUUAAAUUUAGAACCAGAUACUUCACUGACUACUACAACAACAACAACAACAGUAACGGCGCCAAGAACACAAAUUCUGUUCUCAUCAGAAAAUACUGUUGCACCGACAGUGACGUGUGAUUCAUCCCCAACAACAAAUAAUACUACUAACCCUGUUAUAUCAUCCACAGAAGUAGUAGUAUCUCCCGGAUUUAAUCAGUCAUUAGCAAAUGACUCUUGCCCAAAUAUCAACUGAUACUCAAUCAGUGUAAUAUCGAUCAUUGACACGCUUCAGUCAUCUGUGAUAUAUAUAUAUAACUAAGAUGUGUUUCUGUCAAUCUGUCUUCCAUUUAAAUUCAUAUCUUUUGCUUUAUUUGUUUCUGCAUCUAUAUACUGUGCUAUUGAUGAAUUCAACUUCAACUAUCUGUAACUGUAACUAAUCAAGAAUGUAUAGAUUAUUAUUUCUAUCAUUAAUUGUUAUUAAUAAUAACAAUACAUAGUUCUACUGCAUAAUAAUAAUAAUAAUAAUAGUGUCAUAAGCACCUUUAUUUCUUCAUAUAUAUCUCAUUAUAGAAAUUUUCAUUGAAUUCCUUAAUCGAAUUGUGUUGAUUGUCAUUCAUCUCUAUAUGAGUAAUACAAAUUCAUGCUCAAUUCUUAUUAUUUUAUCAAAGCUUUACAUUUCAAUUGGACAUAUUCAUUAGUCAUAUGUGUACCACCAAUAUUCACCAUAGUCUUCAUGUUCUUUCUUUUUUUUUUCUUUUUAAUUUAUGUAAUUUUUUUAUUUUACUUUAUUGUUGUUGUUCUUGUUCUUAUUAUUGCUCAUUUUGUUUUCAUCCCUAAUGAUUCCGCCUGGAACCCCUCUGGGGCUAAGAUAAUAAUAGUAAUCAUUAUUAUUAUUAAUAUAUUAAGUAAUAUAUGUAUAUAUAUUGUUUAUUUCUCUUUAAAUCAAUGUUUUGUUAGUUUACUUUUAAUUUCCUUAUUCACUAUAUCCCUUUUCUUUUCCUCUUUCCAAAUUUAUUUCAUUGUAUUAUACUCCUUGAAUAACAUCUUCAAAUCUUAAUGUUUCCGAUUACUGCUUAUACUCUCACUACCUAUUCGACUAUGGGAUUUGAAUCGACAACUGCAUCUAUGUUGUAAUGUGGUGUGGCAACUUGAAUUGAUGUACGUACGUACGAAGUUCUACGUUGUUACUGACUGACUGAUUGACUUAUGUUGUAAUGUUUUAUAUGUACAAUAACAAUAGUCUUAAAUAUGAUAACAAUUACAUUUAGUAUCAUUUAGUGAAUUUAUAAAGUUUCAUUAUUCCUCUUCCUAUUGUAUCUGUAUGUAUAUAUACAUAAGUUUCAAUGUUGUACUCUUCUGGUUUAUCUUCUAUUUUAAUUUGAUUGAUUUUAAAGAGAUUAUUGUUUUUCUUUUGGUUCUUCUUUAAAAAAAAAGCAGAAUUAUCUCAUGUUUAUCAUAGCAGUUUUUAUAUUGAUAAAGUUUACAUUUGAUCCCUGUGAUAAUAAUCUAUUUAUUUCAUUUGUCAUUUCAAACAAAGGAACGAUCAUCAUUAAACUGUAAAUUAUAGUGUAUUUAAAGUGUUUGUCAAUUAUCCCUUUGCUUUGUGUGUGUGUGUAUGUCGGGGGGUGUAUGUGAAGAAGCGCCUUAAAAGAUGACAAAUAAUAAUGAAAUGUUUUUUGUUUUGUUUUAUAAACUGAAUGUUUUGUUUGUUUGUUCGUUGUUGUUGUUGUUGUUCUGUCUCAUUAUUUCCCAUUUGAGUCAUUACUUUGGUUAGUUACAUAAUGCCUUAUCAACAAAUUAUAGGAAAUUAUUAGGUCUUCUUUUCUCUUCAUUUUUUGGUAGUAGUAGUAGUGGUGGUGGUAGGGGGGAUAUUCAUUCAGUCUUGUUGUGAUAUGUUUUUUCUUUAAAAAAGAAGGGGCAAGAUGUUUAUUUAUUUGAUUAUUUCAUUCAUUUUAAACAAAAAAACAAAACCAUAAUGUGUUGUAUUCAUUUUAUGACAUAAUCGAAGUAAUUCUCUUUGUAUCCAAGUAACUAUUUCUAUGAAUAUAAUGUUGUUUAUUUUGUUGUGUUAAUAAGGUAUGACAAUUUACACCAAUGCAUAUAUGUGCUUGGUUCUAUGUUUGUAGCUAACUGAUUGACUUUGAUAUAGUUACUAUAUGAAUUGUAUAAAAGAAAGGUAAUUAUGUGUAAUUUUAAAGUAUUCAACAUGAUUCUUUUAGAUUUCGUUGUUGUUUUGUGUGGGUUCUUGUCAUUGUAUUGUACUUACUUACUAACGCCUGUUACUCCUCGUGAGGGAGCAUAGGCCGCUCACCAGCAUUCUCCAUCCAACUCUGUCUUGGGCCACUGUAUUGUAAUCUGUAUAUAUACAACUAUGUAUAUGUUGAUAAGUUUAACCGGAUUAUACUUUGUUUUUGUGUGUGUAUAUAUAUAUGAACUUGACUGUUGUUUAUUUUGUAUGGAAUAGUUGAUUUCCAAUGUUGUAGUAGUAGUAGUAAUAGAAGUAUGAUAAUUUUGAUUUUAUUGUGUUCUUUAAUUUGGAUAACUUAAUUGAUUAUUCUGGCAAAUAUCAUCAAUGCUUAAUUCAUCAUAAAAGAAUGCUCAACUAGUUCACUUUAUGAAUAACAUACUCCCCUGUUUGAUUAUAUUCUUCAUAGAUUUUGUUCUUUUCAUUUAUCUUUGCGCAUUCCUAGUAACUAUCUUCUUUGAUGAUAUUGACCUAUGGGCAUUUGAACAGUUAACGUUGUUCUCUGCUUUUUUUUGUAUACAUUGAUCAAUUAGGCUUAGAAUAAUGUUUUGGACGUUAAUCAAUAUUUAGCAAUUGGGAUUCAUCUUGAUUUUUUUUGUUUUCUUUAUCGAUACAUAUAAAGCGGUUUAUUUGGACAAGGCAGUUAAAAAGAAGUUUUUCUUUUUUUUUGCAUCAUUGAUAACAGUUUUGUAGAGAAGUUCAUGUAAACGUAAAAAAUAAUUUGUAAACAUACUUGAUUUGCAGAG